AUGAGCCCUCAAUUGACACCGUCUGCUCAGACGGUGGCCUUGCAGGCGCUCUCUUUUCUUGCCAUCUUGAUCAGCCUGCCCCCUCUAGUCCUGCACUGGAAAAACAGAAACUUCCCAUGUAUUUCCCUGAUCUGCUGGUUUCUGGUACUCAAUAUCUUCAACAUUGUCAAUGCGUUCAUCUGGCCCACGGAUGAUAUCACCAACUGGUGGGAUGGCAAAGGCCUCUGUGAUGUCGAGGUGAAGAUCUUUCUCGGCUCGUAUGUUGGGGUCCCAGGGGCUCUAAUAUGCAUCUUCCGGAGCCUGGCUUUCGUGUUGGAUACCAGACGUGCCGCCCUAGUUCCGAGCAAGCACCAGCGAUGGCGAAACCGGGCGAUGGAGCUGUCCUUUUGUGUGGUGAUUCCCAUUAUCGCCAGCGUCACCCACAUCAUCUACCAAGGCAACCGCUACUUUAUCUACGCUGGCUCCGGCUGUAUCUACAGUCUGGAUCAGAGUUGGGUCAGUCUUGUUCUGGGUUACAUGUGGCCCCUAGUGGUCUGCUUCAUUGCAAGCUACUACUGCGGCCUCGUCAUCUAUCGCCUUCAUCACUACCGCAGUCAAUUCAAUGAGAUAAUCCGCGCCGCAAACUCGGGAAUCAACAAAUCCCGGUUCCUCCGCCUUUUUUGUCUCUCCCUCAUCAUGCUUCUUGCCCUCAUCCCCCUCCAGACAUACAUGGUCUACAAGGUCAUCCAGACAUCGCUGCCCUGGCACUCAUACUCCUGGUCCCUAAUCCAUCCUAUGAGGUCUCAAAUUGUAAAAGUCCCCACGUACGGGAAGAUAUACUUUGACCGCUGGGUCCCAGCGGCCUCAGGGUUCAUGUUCUUCAUCUUCUUCGGAUGCGGCAGGGACGCGCACCGCAUGUAUCUCUCAUUGCUUUCGCACGUUGGUCUUGACGGCUACUUCAACCCGAUACUUUCUACAAGCUCAAGCGGGAGCUUCCCACGGAAGACAUCCAAGUCUGGAAGCCAAGCACAGCUCCUGUCACUCGAAGCCCAAGACCAAAGAGCAAACAAUGACCUCUAUCGCACCCACACAGCUAGCACAGCCCUCACAACAGACAUCGAAAAGAACCGCACCGGCACCACAGCCACAUCCACACAAGGUCCCACCCGUCCCCCCAAAGCUCACUGGCUAAGACGGCAUCUCACCUGGACCAGCCGCCCCUUCACCUCUCCCCGCCGGCAAGCCAUCCGCUCCCGCUCAACGCCGAACCUCGCCGUGCCCACAAACACGGUCUGCACGAGCGCCUGGGCGGGUACCAGCCAGAGCCGGGAGAGCCUGGACGGAGACUCUGAGCUUGAGCUCGAUGUACACCCUAUGUCCGGACACCGCGGGACGGACUUUAUUCGUGUGAAGCAGGUCAUCCGGCAGGAGAGGGAGGUGCAGGUAUAA
Aspergillus calidoustus is the source of this 1428-nucleotide messenger RNA. NCBI's taxonomy places the organism in Eukaryota, Fungi, Ascomycota, Eurotiomycetes, Eurotiales, Aspergillaceae. The record is from the annotation of a GenBank genome assembly.